GCAGGGCACAAUUUUGUGUACAAAGUAAACAAAAUUCUCAACGCACCCUUCUCUCUCUCUCUCUCUCUCUUUCUGGGGUUUCGGUUCUGCUCUCUCUUCUCUCUCUCGCUCGCUCUGUGUUCGUUCGUACUUCGAAUGUGUAUGCAUCUCUCCCCUUUCGUUCUCAUCUCUCAGACAGUGGUUCGGAGAAGUUGAGGUGAGAAGAUGACAACCCUAAGAUCAAGCUGGCCCUCCAGGCUGCGCCAACUUCUGUCCAGUGAGGGUGCCAUUGGUCCCUCCGUCAAGCUGGACUCUGAGCCUCCUCUGAAGAUCAAAACCUUCAUUGAGAAGGUCAUCCAGUGUCCAUUACAAGAUAUAGCUAUACCACUCUCUGGCUUUCGGUGGGAGUACAAUAAGGGGAAUUUUCAUCACUGGAGACCAUUGUUACUGCAUUUUGAUACAUACUUCAAGGCUUAUUUGUCGUGUAGAAAUGACCUGACAUUGUCAGAUAACCUAGAAGAUGACAGCCCAUUACCAAAACAUGCAAUUCUGCAAAUAUUACGGGUGAUGCAAAUAGUUUUAGAGAACUGUCAGAACAAGAGUUCCUUUGAUGGUUUAGAGCAUUUCAAGCUUUUGCUAGCAUCAGCAGAUCCUGAGAUUCUUAUUGCUACAUUAGAAACUCUUUCUGCGCUUGUAAAAAUCCGUCCCUCUAAGCUUCAUGGAAGUGUAAAGAUGGUUAGCUGUGGUUCGGUCAACAGCCAUCUCUUAUCCCUAGCACAAGGAUGGGGAAGCAAGGAGGAGGGCCUGGGAUUGUACUCUUGUAUAAUGGCAAAUGAGAAAGCCCAAAAUGAAGCACUAUGCUUGUUUCCUUCUGAUGUAGAGAUUGGUAGUGACCAAUCCAAUUGUCGAAUUGGUACUACCCUUUAUUUUGAAUUGCAUGGACCCAGUCCCCAAAGCAAAGAGGACAGUGCCGACACAGUUUCCCCUAACUUGAGAGUUAUAAAUAUGCCAGAUUUGCAUCUGUGCAAAGAAGAUGAUUUGUCGUUGAUGAAGCAGUGCAUUGAACAAUAUGACAUUCCUUCAGAACUCAGAUUUUCGUUGCUUACUAGAAUCAGAUAUGCUCGCGCAUUUCGGUCUACUAGAAUAUGCAGACUUUACAGCAGGAUUUGUCUACUUUCUUUCAUUGUGCUGGUCCAGUCUGGUGAUGCACAUGAUGAACUUGUUUCCUUUUUUGCUAAUGAACCAGAAUAUACAAAUGAGUUAAUUAGAGUGGUACGUUCUGAAAAAACUAUAUCUGGAUCUAUCAGAACACUCGCAAUGCUUGCAUUAGGAGCCCAGUUAGCAGCAUAUACAUCAUCACAUGAACGAGCACGGAUACUCAGUGGAUCUAGUAUAAGUUUUGCUGGUGGAAACCGCAUGAUACUCCUGAAUGUUCUCCAGAGGGCUAUUUUGUCAUUAAAGAGUUCUAUCGAUCCAUCGUCCCUAGCCUUUGUAGAGGCACUUCUUCAGUUCUAUUUGCUCCAUGUGGUUUCAACCUCAACUUCUGGGAGUAAUAUUAGAGGUUCUGGCAUGGUACCUACAUUCUUGCCACUCUUGGAGGAUUCUGAUCCUGCACAUAUUCAUCUAGUCUGCUUAGCUGUUAAAACCCUUCAGAAGCUUAUGGAUUAUAGUAGCUCGGCUGUAUCUUUGUUUAAGGAAUUGGGGGGCAUUGAAAUUUUGGCUCAGCGAUUACAGAAAGAGGUACAGAGGGUCAUCGGUUUGGUUGUAGAAAAUGAUAACAUGUUUCUCCCUGGUGAAAACUCAAGACAUAGUACUGAUCAAUUGCACUCCCAGAAGAGGCUCAUAAAGGUCUCCCUCAAGGCACUUGGUUCUGCAACAUAUGCGCCAGCAAACUCUAACAGAUCACAACAUUCUCAUGACAAUUCCUUACCUGCUACAUUAUGCUUGAUAUUUCAGAAUGUAGAUAAGUUUGGAGGUCACAUUUAUUACUCUGCUGUUACUGUUAUGAGUGAGAUGAUCCACAAAGAUCCUACAUGUUUUUCUGCUCUGCAUGAAAUGGGUCUUCCGGAUGCUUUUUUAAGAUCAGUUGGAUCUGAAAUACUUCCUUCAUCGAAGGCUUUGACAUGCAUUCCAAAUGGUAUUGGGGCUGUUUGUCUCAAUGCCAAAGGGUUAGAGGCUGUUCGAGAAUCUUCAUCACUGCGGUUCCUUGUUGACAUUUUCACCAGCAAAAAGUAUGUCUUAGCGAUGAAUGAUGCUAUUGUACCUUUGGCAAAUGCUGUGGAGGAACUUCUACGUCAUGUAACUUCUUUGAGAAGCACUGGUGUUGAUAUUAUCAUGGAAAUCAUCCAUAAGAUUGCAUCCAUUGGGGAUGGAAAUGAUACCGGAUCCUCAGGAAAAGCCGAUGAGGGUGCUGCAAUGGAAACAGAUUCUGAAGACAAAGAAAAUGAAGGACAUUGUUGUCUUGUAGGCACUUCAAAUUCAGCUGCAGAAGGUGUAAGUGAUGAGCAGUUUAUUCAGCUUUGCGUCUUUCAUUUGAUGGUAUUGGUUCAUAGGACUAUGGAAAAUUCUGAAACAUGCCGGUUGUUUGUGGAAAAAUCUGGAAUAGAAGCUUUAUUGAGGUUGUUAUUACGACCCACUAUUGCACAAUCCUCAGAUGGCAUGUCUAUUGCUUUACAUAGCACCAUGGUAUUCAAGGGAUUUUCUCAACAUCACUCUGCUCCUCUGGCACAUGCCUUCUGCUCCUCUCUUAGAGAGCACUUGAAGAAAGCAUUAGCUGGGUUUAAAGCAGCUUCAGAACCUUUGUUGUUGGAUCCAAGGAUGCCAACUGAUGGUGGAAUCUUUUCUUCGCUUUUCCUUGUUGAGUUCCUUCUCUUUCUUGCUGCAUCGAAAGACAACCGUUGGGUGAGUGCAUUGCUUACGGAAUUUGGAAGUGGAAGUAAGGAUGUUCUUAAAGACAUUGGACAUGUCCAUCGUGAAGUUAUGUGGCAAAUUGCUCUACUGGAAAAUAAAAAACCUGGUGUUGAGGAAGAUGGUGCUUGUUCUUCUGAUUCACAACAGGCAGAACAGGAUGCAAGUGAUACUGAGGAGCAAAGAUUCAAUUCUUUCAGGCAGUUUCUUGAUCCAUUAUUGAGGAGGAGGACAUCAGGAUGGAGCAUUGAAUCUCAGUUUUUUGACCUUAUAAACCUGUACCGAGAUCUAGGCCGUUCUACUGGUUCUCAACAUAGAUCAAAUUUUGCUGGGCCUUCAAACAUGCGGUCAAGUUCCACUAAUCUGUUGCCUCAUUCUGGGUCUGAUGAUAAUUCUGGGACUGCUAAUGAGAAGGAAUCAGACAAGAAGAGGCCCUAUUAUACCUCUUGUUGUGACAUGGUCAGAUCACUUUCAUUUCACAUUACCCAUUUGUUCCAAGAAUUAGGAAAAGCAAUGUUGCUACCUUCACGUCGACGUGAUGACAUUGUGAAUGUAAGCCCUGCUUCAAAAUCAGUGGCUUCUACUUUCGCAUCCAUUGCUCUAGAUCACAUGAAUUUUGGGGGCCAUGUAAAUCUUGCAGUAACAGAAGAAUCCAUAUCAACAAAGUGUCGUUAUUUUGGUAAAGUUAUUGAUUUUAUGGAUAGUAUUCUAAUGGAUCGGCCAGAUUCUUGCAAUCCUGUUUUGCUGAAUUGCUUCUAUGGAUGUGGGGUUAUUCAAUCUGUAAUGACCACUUUUGAAGCUACCAGUCAGCUUCUCUUUACAGUAAAUCGGACCCCUGCCUCACCUAUGGACACUGAUGAUGCAGAUGCAAAGCAAGAUGACAAGGAAGAUAUAGAUAAUUCAUGGAUUCAUGGUUCUAUGGCUAGUUAUGGGAAACUGAUGGACCAUCUAGUGACCUCCUCUUUUAUAUUAUCAUCAUUCACAAAGCACUUGCUUUCACAGCCCCUUACAAAUGGUGAUGUGCCUUUCCCAAGGGAUGCUGAGGCCUUUGUGAAGGUCCUUCACUCCACAGUGUUGAAGACAGUGCUUCCUGUUUGGACCCAUCCCCAAUUUGUUGACUGCGGUUAUGAAUUUAUUUCUGCAGUUAUUUCUAUCAUUAGGCAUGUCUAUUCAGGGGUUGAAGUUAAAAAUGUAAAUGUAAAUGGCAGUGGUGUUGCUCGUUUUACUGGGCCGCCUCCAAAUGAAACAACUAUUUCAACAAUUGUAGAGAUGGGUUUUUCCAGGCCUAGAGCAGAGGAAGCUUUGAGGCAAGUUGGCUCAAAUAGUGUAGAGUUGGCAAUGGAGUGGUUGUUCUCACAUCCAGAGGAGGCACCAGAAGAUGAUGAACUUGCCCGUGCACUUGCAAUGUCCCUUGGGAAUGCUGAAUCAGACAAGAAGGAUGCAGUUCCAAAUGACAAUGCUCAGCAGCUUGAAGAAGAGAAGGUCCAACUUCCUCCAGUUGAUGAGUUGUUAUCUACUUGCACAAAACUUCUGAUGAAAGAACCUCUUGCUUUUGCUGUCCGUGACUUGCUUGUGAUGAUAUGCUCUCGGAAUGAUGGUCAACAUAGGUCUCAUGUUGUCACAUUUAUUGUUGACCGAAUCAAAGAAUGUGGUUUGGUUUCCAGCAAUGGAAACUACAAUAUGCUGGCUGCUCUAUUUCACAUUCUUGCUUUAAUUCUUAGUGAGGACACUGCAGCACGAGAAGCUGCGUCCAAUAGUGGUUUGAUCAAAAUUGCCUCUGAUCUACUAUACCAGUGGGAUUCAAGUCUUGACUGCAGGGAGAUACAUCCGGUGCCAAAAUGGGUCACACCUGCUUUUCUGGCAUUAGACAGGUUGUUGCAAGUUGAUCAAAAAUUGAAUUCUGAAAUUGUGGAGCAGUUAAAGAAGGAAGCUGUAAAUGACCAGCGUAAAUCAAUUACUAUUGAUGAAGAUAGACAAAACAAGUUACAGUCUGCGUUAGGACUCUCUAUGAAGUAUGCAGAUAUACAUGAACAGAAGAGACUUGUAGAGGUUGCUUGUCGCUGUAUGAAAAGCCAACUUUCCUCAGACACAAUGCACGCUGUUCUUCUUCUAUGUUCCAACCUUACUCGGAAUCAUUCUGUUGCUCUUACCUUUUUGGAUGCUGGUGGUUUGAGUCUACUUCUGUCUUUGCCAACUAGUAGCCUCUUCCCUGGGUUUGACAAUGUUGCUGCUAGUAUUGUCCGUCAUGUUCUUGAAGAUCCGCAAACGCUUCAGCAGGCUAUGGAAUCUGAGAUAAAACAUAAUCUUGUACUUGCAUCUAACCGGCAUCCAAAUGGCAGGGUCAAUCCUCGCAAUUUCCUUUUAAAUUUAGCUUCUGUAAUUUCUCGGGAUCCGGCUAUAUUUAUGCAAGCGGCCCAAUCUGUGUGCCAAGUUGAGAUGGUUGGUGAAAGACCUUACAUUGUCUUGCUGAAAGAUAAAGACAAAGUGAAAGAGAAAGAAAAAGAGAAGGAUAAAUCACAAGAUGGGAAGGUUGGUUUUGGAAAUUCAAAUACAGCAGCUUCUGGCAAUGUCCAUGGCAAAAUUCAUGAUUCAAAUAUGAAGAAUGCCAAAAGUCAUAGAAAACCUACUCAAAGUUUUAUUAAUGUGAUUGAACUUCUUCUUGAAUCUAUAUGCACUUUUAUUCCCCACUUGAAGGAUGAUAUUGCCUCGAAUGUUCUUCCUGGCACCCUGAUGUCAAGUGAUAUGGACAUUGAUGUCUCUGUGAUGAAGGGAAAAGGAAAAGCAGUUGCCACUGUAUCUGAGGGCAAUGAGAUCAGUAGUCAGGAUGUUUCUGCAUCACUUGCAAAGAUUGUUUUUAUUUUGAAGCUUCUGACAGAGAUCUUAUUGAUGUAUUCAUCUUCUGUUCAUGUUCUACUUCGUCGAGAUGCUGAAGUGAGCAGCAUGAGGGACACCUAUCAAAAGAGUCCUGCUGGUAUAAGCAUGGGUGGGAUAUUCUACCACAUUCUUCAUAAAUUUCUUCCAUAUUCCCGAAUCUCCAAAAAGGACAAGAAAGUUGAUGGUGAUUGGCGACAGAAGUUAGCAACCAGGGCUAACCAGUUUAUUGUAGCUGCUUGUGUUCGUUCUACAGAGGCAAGGAAGAGGGUUUUUGGUGAGAUUGGUUAUAUAAUCAAUGAGUUUGUUGAUACAUGUCAUGGCGUUAAGCCUCCAGGCAAUGAAAUUCUAGUUUUUGUUGAUCUACUUAAUGAUGUUUUGGCUGCCCGUACACCUGCUGGUUCAUCCAUCUCAGCUGAGGCCUCUGCCACUUUUAUUGAUGCUGGUUUGGUUAAAUCAUUCACUCGAACUCUCGAAGUUUUGGACCUGGACCAUGCUGAUUCAUCUAAAGUUGCAACUGGUAUUAUUAAAGCUCUUGAGUUGGUUAGCAAGGAGCAUGUCCAUUCAGUUGAUUCUAAUGCAGGAAAGGGUGAUACUUCAACAAAACCUUCCAAUCCGAGUCAACCUGGAAGAAUAGAUAAUAUUGGUGAGAUGUCUCAGUCCAUGGAAACAGCAUCUCAAGCCAAUCAUGAUUCCAUUCAAGUUGACCAAGUUCGGUCUUAUGCAGUUCAAUCCUAUGGUGGGUCUGAAGCUGUUACUGAUGAUAUGGAACAUGAUCAAGAUCUUGAUGUGAGCUUUGCUCGUGUUGCUGAGGACGAUUACAUGCAUGAAAAUUCCGAGGAUGCGAGAGAUCUUGAAAAUGAAAUGGAAAAUGGUGGUCUACAAUUUGAAAUCCAACCUCAAGGCCAAGAAAAUCUUGAUGAAGAUGACGAUGAGGAUGAUGAUAUGUCUGGAGAUGAAGGUGAAGAUGUGGAAGAUGAGGAUGAUGAUGAGGAACAUAAUGAUUUGGAAGAUGAAGUCCAUCACUUGCCACAUCCUGACACAGAUCAUGAUGAUCAUGAGAUUGAUGAUGAUGAUUUUGAUGAUGAAGUAAUGGAAGAAGAGGAUGAGGAAGAUGAGGAAGAUGAGGAUGGUGUUAUAUUGAGGCUUGAGGAGGGUAUUAAUGGAAUUAAUGUUUUUGACCAUAUUGAGGUGCUUGGAAGAGAUAAUAGUUUUACAAAUGAUGCUUUUCAUGUAAUGCCAGUUGAAGUUUUUGGAUCCAGACGUCCAGGGCGGACAACAUCUAUUUACAGUCUUUUAGGCAGGACUGGUGAUUCUACUAUACCUUCCCGCCAUCCACUCUUAGUUGAACCUUCUUCCUCAUCACACGCAUCCACAGGGCAAUCAGAUAGUUUAUUGGAGAACAACUCAAUGGGUUUGGAUAAUAUAUUUCGAUCACUGAGGAGUGGACGCCAUGGACAUCGUUUGAACUUGUGGACUGAUAAUGUACAGCAGAGUGGUGGAUCAAACACUGGUGCUGUACCACAGGGGCUUGAGGAGUUGCUUAUCUCUCAAUUAAGCCAACGGACCCCUGAAAAGUCAUCCAAUCAGCAUGUAGCAGAAGCAGGUUCUCAUGGUAAAGUUGAAACCAGUCAGGCACAAGAUUCAGGAGCUGCAGGGCCGGAAAUGCCUGUUGAAAGUAAUGCUAUUCAGCAAGUUGGUACAACGACUCCUCCUGUAAUUGGUAACAGUAGCAAUGCUGAUAUUAGGCCUUCAGGGCCUGGAUCUAUGCAAACAAAUGUGUCAAGCCCUCACUCACAGGCAGUUGAGAUGCAGUUUGAGCAUAAUGAUGGAUCUGUGAGGGAUGUUGAAGCUGUAAGCCAAGAGAGUAGUGGUAGUGGAGCAACUUUUGGCGAAAGCCUGCGAAGUCUAGAUGUUGAAAUAGGAAGUGCUGAUGGCCAUGAUGAUGGUGUAGAAAGGCAAAUUCCUGUAGAUAGGAUAGCAGGUGAUUCACAGGGUGCACGCACAAGAAGAGCAAAUGUGCCUUCGAGUCAGGUUUCUCCUGUAGUUGGAAGAGAUCCAUCCCUUCAUAGUGUUACUGAAGUUUCUGAAAAUUCAAGCCUCGAUGCAGAUCAAGAUGGUCCGGCAACCGAGCAGCAGGUGAACAGUGAUGCUGGGUCAGGAGCAAUUGAUCCUGCUUUUCUGGAUGCUCUUCCUGAGGAGCUGCGUGCUGAAGUCCUAUCUUCUCAGCAGGGUCAGGCGACUCAGCCAUCAAAUGUUGAGUCUCAAAACACAGGGGAUAUUGAUCCAGAGUUCCUUGCAGCUCUUCCUGCAGAUAUUCGAGCUGAAGUUCUUGCUCAACAGCAAGUGCAGAGGGUGCAUCAGUCCCAGGAGUUGGAAGGUCAACCUGUAGAAAUGGAUACAGUCUCAAUAAUUGCAACAUUUCCUUCAGAUUUACGAGAAGAGGUUCUGUUAACUUCACCUGAUAAUAUCAUCGCCAAUCUUACACCGGCCCUUGUUGCUGAGGCAAAUAUGCUGCGGGAGAGGUUUGCACACCGUUACAGUCGCACCCUAUUUGGUAUGUAUCCUAGAAGUCGAAGAGGUGACGCUUCAAGACGUGGUGAAGGUAUUGGUUCCAGCCUGGAUGGAGCAGGGGGGAUUAUUUCUUCGCGCCGGUCCAGUGGAGCCAAGGUUGUUGAAGCUGAUGGAAUACCUCUAGUUAACACGGAAGCUUUGCAUGCCAUGAUUCGAAUAUUUCGUAUAGUUCAGCCACUCUAUAAAGGUCAACUGCAGAGGCUUCUUUUAAAUCUUUGUGCCCAUAGCGAAACAAGAACCUCCCUGGUGAAAAUUCUGAUGGAUUUGCUAGUACUUGAUGUAAGAAGGCCUGCCAGUUCUUUUGGCACAGUCGAGCCACCAUAUAGAUUAUAUGGUUGUCAGAGCAAUGUGAUGUAUUCACGUCCUCAGUCUUUUGAUGGAGUUCCCCCAUUGCUGUCUCGACGAAUACUUGAAACUCUCACUUAUCUCGCUCGCAAUCACCUAUAUGUGGCCAAAAUCUUGCUUCAGUUCAGGAUUCCUCAUCCUGAGAUAAGAAAACUGGAUAAUGUUGAUAAUGCACGUAACAAAGCAGUGAUGGUUGUUGAAGAUGAAGUUAAUAUAGGUGAAAGUAAUGAAGGGUACAUCUCUAUUGCAAUGCUUUUGGGUCUCUUGAACCAACCACUUUAUUUGAGGAGCAUAGCCCAUCUUGAGCAGCUGCUAAAUUUACUUGAUGUUAUCAUUGAUAGUGCUGGAACCAAGUCUAAUUCAUCUGACAAAUCCCUGGUUUCUACUUCUAAGCCUUCAUCUGGUCCUCAAAUUUCUGCUGUGGAGGUAGAUGUGAAUACAGGUUCUGGUAAUUUGUCUUCUGGGGCUGGUGCAUCUACUAAAAUUGAUGAUUCCUCCAAACCCACAACCUCUGGUAAUAAUAUGGAAUGUGAGUCUCAGAGAGUGUUGAGUAAUUUACCCCAAGCUGAGCUUCGGCUCCUGUGCUCAUUGCUUGCACAAGAAGGGUUGUCCGACAAUGCUUAUACUCUUGUUGCGGAGGUAAUGAAGAAGUUGGUGGCCUUUGCUCCAACCCAUUGUCAGCUUUUUGUCACUGAGCUGGCUGAAGCUGUUCAAAACUUGACGUCAUCUGCAAUGAAUGAGUUACGUGUUUUCGGUGAAGCAAUGAAAGCUCUUCUUAGUACUACAUCUACUGAUGGAGCUGCACUUUUGAGAGUUUUGCAAGCUUUGAGCAACUUCGUCACUUCACUGACUGAGAAAGGAAGUGAUAGAGUUACUCCGGCAGCUCUUUCUAAGGUUUGGGAAAUCAAUUCAGCAUUAGAGCCCUUGUGGCAUGAACUUAGCUGUUGCAUAAGCAAGAUAGAGUCCUACUCAGAGUACGAGUCAGAAUUUUUCACCCCAUCUAGAGCAUCUGUAUCUAAGCCGUCUGGUGUCAUGCCUCCACUCCCAGCAGGCUCUCAAAAUCUCUUGCCAUACAUUGAAUCCUUCUUUGUGGUUUGUGAGAAACUGCAUCCUGCACAGCCAGGUGCUAAUCAUGACUCAAGUAUUCCUGUUCUUUCUGAUGUUGAGGAUGCCAGCACAUCUGCAACUCAACAGAAAGUAUCUGGACCUGCUGUGAAAGUAGAUGAGAAACAUGUUGCUUUUGUCAGAUUCUCAGAGAAGCAUAGGAAGCUACUAAAUGCUUUUAUAAGGCAAAAUCCUGGUUUGCUUGAGAAAUCUCUCUCACUCAUGCUUAAAGUUCCAAGAUUUAUUGAUUUUGACAACAAGCGUGCCCACUUCCGAUCAAAAAUUAAGCAUCAGCAUGACCACCACCAUACCGCCUUGAGAAUAUCGGUAAGAAGGGCAUAUGUUCUGGAAGAUUCUUAUAACCAGCUUCGCAUGAGACCAGCUCAAGAUUUGAAGGGAAGGUUGACUGUUCACUUUCAAGGGGAGGAAGGUAUUGAUGCAGGUGGGCUGACAAGGGAGUGGUAUCAAUUACUGUCCAGAGUUAUUUUUGACAAAGGAGCACUGCUUUUUACAACAGUAGGCAAUGAGUCAACGUUUCAGCCAAACCCUAACUCUGUUUACCAAACAGAACAUCUAUCAUAUUUUAAAUUUGUUGGUAGAGUGGUUGGUAAAGCACUAUUUGAUGGUCAACACUUGGAUGUACAUUUUACUCGUUCAUUCUACAAGCAUAUACUUGGUGUCAAAGUUACAUAUCUUGAUAUUGAAGCCAUUGAUCCUGACUAUUUUAAAAAUUUGAAAUGGAUGCUUGAGAAUGAUAUCAGUGAUGUUCUAGAUCUUACUUUUAGCAUUGAUGCAGAUGAGGAAAAAUUGAUCUUAUAUGAACGAACAGAAGUGACUGAUUAUGAGUUGAUUCCUGGUGGACGGAAUAUCAAAGUUACUGAGGAGAACAAGCAUCAAUAUGUUGAUUUGGUUGCUGAGCAUCGGUUGACAACUGCUAUUCGACCCCAAAUAAAUGCUUUUUUGGAAGGGUUCGGUGAAUUAAUUUCGAGGGAGUUGAUAUCCAUAUUCAAUGACAAAGAGCUGGAAUUAUUGAUCAGUGGACUUCCUGACAUAGAUUUGGAUGACUUGAGAGCAAAUACAGAUUAUUCUGGAUACAGUGCUGCAUCACCAGUUAUCCAAUGGUUUUGGGAGGUGAUUCAAGGUUUCAGCAAAGAAGACAAGGCUCGGCUAUUGCAAUUUGUGACAGGCACAUCCAAGGUGCCUUUGGAAGGUUUUAGUGCUCUUCAAGGAAUUUCAGGCUCCCAGAAGUUUCAGAUACACAAAGCAUAUGGAAGUCCUGAUCACUUGCCUUCUGCUCAUACUUGUUUCAAUCAAUUGGAUUUGCCAGAGUACCCAUCUAAACAACAUUUGGAAGAAAGGUUACUGCUGGCGAUCCACGAAGCAAAUGAGGGAUUUGGAUUUGGUUGAUAAAUUUCAGAGGGUGAAAAUGUAUUAUUCCAUUUUAGGUUAGGAGCUAUUUCUUUUUUAAAUAGAAUUGAGUGGUACAGGGGGUUUAAGUUUUUCAAGUUUACAUCAUGUUAAUAUAUUGUACAGUCGUAUAUUUUUAAUGGGAAAUGCCUUUGGCAGUUGUUUAA
Molecule: messenger RNA, 11354 nt
Organism: Lotus japonicus
Lineage: Eukaryota; Viridiplantae; Streptophyta; Magnoliopsida; Fabales; Fabaceae
Product: E3 ubiquitin-protein ligase UPL1-like
Exons: 17
Coding region: 205-11187 (3660 amino acids)
Biological process (GO): positive regulation of protein catabolic process; proteasome-mediated ubiquitin-dependent protein catabolic process; protein polyubiquitination
Molecular function (GO): protein binding; ubiquitin-protein transferase activity
Source: RefSeq, a predicted model, not a curated record